AUGGCCGACCGCGAUCCCUCACCGACACUCUUGUCGUCGUCCGCACCGCGCAGACCACACAUGUCUAUCACUCUGCCUCGGAACUUCGCGCCUUUGAGCCUCGAUGGCGGCGACGACCCGAAAACUCCAGAUCAGACAUUUGCGGAGCUGAAAUUGCCUCCACCGCCCCAUCAUUCCACUUGUCGUUUGCGCCGGUCGCGAAUUCGAAUGGACAACUUCCAGGCGCGUAACAACGCCCUGCCAGCAACGCUCUUUGCUUCUGACAUUCCCGUUCCCUCCAGUACUCACUCGCUACCAAAGGAACCUGAAUUUGUGGAUGCCGACUUUGCUCUGCCGUCGAUUGAAUUGCACGGUCACUUGGGUAGACCCAUCUACAACCACAGUAUCACCGAUCCCUCCCCCAGCGAGAGAUUGAGGCUGUCUGCGUUGAGAGACUCCCAGCUUCCACGGACGCCCAUUGCUCAGACCAAGAUCGUUCUGCCAGAUUACAAGAGCGGUGCUUGGGAUAUGCACAGGUCCGCGUCAGAAUGCUCGCUCCGGUCGGACUCGUCCUUCACAUCGUCCGAGGACACAUUCACCACGCGGCCUACCUCGUUCGAUGGCAGCGCUACAAGCCCUGAGAACGAGUCCCAUGACCCCUUCUCACCGACAAAGGUUAACAUCAUCCCGGACACGCCGUCGAGAAAGAACAAGAAGCUCAAGAUCAACACCAUGCUGUCCAAAGCCAAUGUUCCAUGGAGUAUUGAAAUGGAUAACCAUCUCUUCAACGUCUACCAAAUGUAUCUGGCGGAUCCGACCGUGACUCCAUUCAAGACGGUGCCAGGCAGCAUCCCUCCGACGGGCGUUUGUCAUCGCGUGGCACGGAGAGCGAAAGAGACUUGGCCCCGAGCUUCCAGGGUCAACAAACCUCUCAUUCGACGAUACAAGAUACGAAAUGUCAUCGAGACCCGGAUUACUGCCAGAGACAAGACGCCAGAACCCAAUGACUUUCUGCGGACCGACCACAACGACGCAAGGGGUGCUUGGCCUUCAGAAUCAGCCACGAGGAGGCGACUGAAACAAUUGUGCAAGGAGAAGUUCACCAUCACUGCCCACUAUCAGCGAUUGCGUGAAUCUAGGAGCCCGUCCCCCUUCCAUGAACAGUUCCCGCGCCGACCGUCUUCUCGAGUGUCUCAAUCGGUUUCCAAUCAAGACCCGCAAGCAUCCACCACCUAUGCCACCCGGGAACUAGGGAUAUCGCUCGUUGCUAGUGGCGCAACUGCCCCUCUGGCGCAGCUGGUGACGGGAGAGUCGCCUCCAACCCAACAGAUGUCGGAUGACUGGUUCAAUACCCCGGUCAACGCCUCCUCCGAGACCAUGUCGCUCUCCACCCCUGCCGGUUUAGGGAUCCAGUCGCAGCCUGAAAAAUUACAAGUCGCCAGCAAUAUUCCCCGCUUGGCUUCGCCAUUCAAUUACAGUACUUGGAAUGGAUCGGGUAACUCCAACACCCAGCACCGGCGCCACAUUAGCCACCAUCACUUUGACACUGUUCACGCUACCGGGACACGGCUGCUCUCUCCGUUCAAGCUCGAGUCGGAGAGCUCCCUCAAUGUCAACAAACGACGAGCUCAGCACAACCUCGAGGACGAGUUGAGUCCCAGUGGGAGCAACAUUGAAAAGCUCAAUGUCGACCUCAAUCGACUGCCUGUCCCGACUGUGUUUGAGCCUGAGCCACAAGCUCGGCCGGAGCUGGUUUUCACGGGAGCAGGAGAUCUCAAUCAGCGGCGAAUCCGAGUUCGAAAUCGCGGUGCGACGUUGGGGGCAGUAAACAACAGAGAACACGUCGAGCGGCUCUUUACUCCACCCACCUCUCAGUUCCCGGGCGCUGAUGGAAUUCCGCCCGUCCCACCGUUGCCCGCCUCUUUGACUGCUUUGGCAAAACCCAAUGUGCGGUCGAGUUCUGGUGGGCUCGCCCCGCCCGAGCCGGAUUCGACCCAGAAGCGACUAGGCAGCCCAUUCGAGCUGGAUCCUAACAAGCGAAGCUACCGCACCAAAAACCCCCGACACGUCCCGAGUUUGAGUGACCCUUUCAUCAGUACGAGCGCGUUUGCCACGACACCAAGUCAUGGACACAACGGGUUGAGCAUUGGAGAACGACUGGCCAUGUUUAAUACUUUUCAUACGCCCCAUUUCCCGCGACAAAUGGCUAAUUCGCAACCAAGGGAUGAUCCAUUUGCUUGA
Fonsecaea erecta is the source of this 2220-nucleotide messenger RNA. RefSeq lists its product as hypothetical. Bases 1 to 2220 code for a protein of 739 amino acids. Lineage: Eukaryota; Fungi; Ascomycota; Eurotiomycetes; Chaetothyriales; Herpotrichiellaceae. The transcript has a single exon. The record is from RefSeq and is a predicted model, not a curated record.